AUGCUGCAUUACCUGACCAUUCUGGUCCUGGCUUUGAUGGGAGCCUACAUUGGAGAAAACCACCAGGAUUUAUGGGACCUCAAGGAUAUUCCAUUGACCAUGGCCCCAGGUUCAUAUGAUGACCAAUACUUCGGCUGUUCAUCUGCAGUGGAGAAUAAAUUGAUGAAUACAAGUACAGAUGGUUUUAACACAACGUAUCAUUUGGUCUGGGAAAAUGCAACCAACCACUGGGAGAAGAUUAAAGGCUCUCUCGCACUGCCUUCUGGCUUCAAGGAUGACUAUGGGAUUGCUAUCGUUGCUUAUACUGACAAUUCCAGUGAUUUGUACAAAAAAUUCAACAUCGCAGUACGGGAAGGUGGACAAUCCAGUGAUAACUAUACGCAAUCCUUCCAUUUCAAGAGUUUCCACUUUCUUCUGACAAAAGCCAUCAAGGCACUGAAGACCACCCAACCUGGUUGCUACGAUGUGUUUCGUGGUGUGAGAGGUGUAAGAUUCGCUGUCUCUGAUCCCAAUAACCUUGUCCGUUUUGGACAGUUUACUUCUUCAUCCCUGAGUGAAAAAGUUGCAAAGGACUUUGGGCAGGGCACUUCCUUCAUAAUCAAGACCUGUCACGGAGCCAAAAUCAGCAACUUCUCCAUCUUCCCUGAACAAGAAGAGGUUUUGAUCCCACCUUACGAAAUGUUCAUGUUUGUAGAAAGCAAGGACGAAACUCAAAUCACUCUCCACAGUUUGUGCAAUAUGAGCAACUUCAACUGUCAAUCAAAGCGAG
Molecule: messenger RNA, 769 nt
Organism: Anolis sagrei ordinatus
Lineage: Eukaryota; Metazoa; Chordata; Lepidosauria; Squamata; Anolidae
Source: RefSeq, a predicted model, not a curated record